Messenger RNA from Cheilinus undulatus (humphead wrasse), 2596 nucleotides. Its product is annotated as heat shock 70 kDa protein 1. Lineage: Eukaryota; Metazoa; Chordata; Actinopteri; Labriformes; Labridae. The coding region runs from base 150 to 2069 and encodes 639 amino acids. Gene Ontology annotation, molecular function: misfolded protein binding; ATP hydrolysis activity; ubiquitin protein ligase binding. Gene Ontology annotation, biological process: protein refolding; cellular response to unfolded protein. The transcript is spliced from 2 exons. Gene Ontology annotation, cellular component: vesicle; blood microparticle; cytoplasm. The record is from RefSeq and is a predicted model, not a curated record.
AAUAUACAAAUAACGGAGGGAGCUGGAAAGAGGACAGAAUCGAGACCAGAAGAGAACCGAGGAGAGAAACGAGACAACAGCAGCCGGGGAACUUUUCCUUCCUUUCUUCCUUUUUAUCUAACAAGGAACACAAGUUGAAAACAGUCAAGAUGUCUUCAGCUAAAGGUGUAGCAAUCGGCAUCGACCUGGGCACCACCUACUCCUGUGUGGGUGUUUUCCAGCAUGGAAAAGUAGAAAUCAUCGCCAACGACCAGGGCAACAGGACCACCCCCAGCUAUGUGGCGUUCACUGACACAGAGAGACUGAUUGGGGACGCAGCCAAGAACCAGGUGGCUCUGAACCCCAGCAACACUGUGUUUGAUGCCAAGAGACUGAUUGGAAGAAAAAUGGAUGAUCCAGUGGUGCACGCUGACAUGAAGCACUGGCCCUUCAAGGUGGUCAGUGAUGGAGGGAAGCCCAAAAUUCAGGUGGAGUACAAAGGUGAGGACAAAGCCUUCUACCCUGAGGAGAUUUCCUCCAUGGUCCUGGUGAAGAUGAAGGAGAUUGCUGAGGCCUACCUGGGCCAAAAGGUGUCCAACGCAGUCAUCACAGUCCCCGCAUACUUCAACGACUCCCAGCGACAGGCGACUAAAGAUGCAGGCGUCAUCGCAGGACUGAAUGUCCUGAGGAUCAUCAACGAGCCCACAGCAGCCGCCAUCGCCUACGGUCUGGACAAAGGCAAGACAGGAGAAAGAAACGUCCUGAUCUUUGACCUGGGUGGAGGAACCUUUGACGUGUCCAUCCUGACCAUUGAAGACGGUAUCUUUGAGGUCAAAGCCACGGCUGGAGACACUCAUCUGGGUGGAGAGGACUUUGACAACCGCAUGGUGAACCACUUUGUGGAGGAGUUCAAGAGGAAAAACAAGAAGGACAUCAGCCAGAACAAGAGAGCCUUGAGGAGGCUGCGCACAGCUUGUGAGAGGGCUAAGAGAACCUUGUCAUCCAGCUCCCAGGCCAGCAUCGAGAUCGAUUCUCUGUUUGAGGGUAUCGACUUCUACACCUCCAUCACCAGGGCUCGUUUUGAGGAGCUGUGCUCCGACCUGUUCAGGGGAACACUAGAGCCCGUGGAGAAAGCUCUGAGAGACGCCAAAAUGGACAAGGCAAAGAUCCACGACAUCGUCCUGGUGGGAGGCUCCACCCGAAUCCCUAAAAUCCAGAAACUGCUGCAGGACUUCUUUAACGGCAGGGAGCUGAACAAGAGCAUCAACCCAGAUGAGGCAGUGGCUUACGGGGCAGCUGUCCAGGCAGCCAUCCUCUCAGGUGAUACCUCUGGGAACGUUCAGGACCUGCUGCUGCUGGACGUGGCUCCUCUGUCCCUUGGUAUCGAGACAGCUGGAGGAGUCAUGACAGCCCUGAUCAAACGCAACACCACCAUCCCCACUAAACAAACCCAGGUCUUCAGCACCUACGCAGACAAUCAACCCGGGGUCCUGAUCCAGGUGUACGAAGGGGAGAGAGCCAUGACCAAGGACAACAACUUGCUGGGCAGGUUUGAGCUGACAGGAAUCCCACCUGCUCCACGUGGAGUCCCACAGAUUGAGGUCACCUUUGAUGUGGACGCCAACGGCAUUUUGAACGUGUCGGCCGUGGACAAAAGCACCGGCAAAGAGAACAAGAUCACCAUCACCAACGAUAAGGGCCGACUGAGCAAAGAAGAGAUCGAGAGGAUGGUGCAGGACGCUGACAAAUACAAAGCUGAGGACGACCUUCAGAGAGAGAAAAUCGCUGCCAAGAACUCUCUGGAGUCGUACGCCUUCAACGUGAAGAGCAGCGUGCAGGAAGAGAACCUGAAGGGCAAGAUUAGUGAGGAGGAUCGUAAGAAGCUGAUUGAGAAGUGUGAUGAGACCAUCGCCUGGCUGGAGAACAACCAGCUGGCUGAUAAGGAGGAGUACCAGCACCAGCAGAAAGAGCUGGAGAAAGUGUGUAACCCCAUCAUCAGCAAGUUGUAUCAGGGAGGAAUGCCUGCAAAUAGCUGUGGGGAGGAGGCCCGAGCUGGAGCCCAGGGGCCCACCAUCGAGGAGGUGGACUAAAGUGGCAUUUGAUAUGGACUCAUUGAUCUCAGGGACUGUUUGAAUAUAACUGUUUAUUUACACAAUUGUUGAAAACUUUGCCACUUUAUUGUUUACAAUAUUCCAUGUUAAUAAAAUAUUCUUUUCAAUAAUUAAAACACAACUGUAACUUGAUCACCUGUUUAAAUGUUGGGUGUUGUUUGUGAUGUUUAAGAUGUAAAAAGCACUCUUAAUGUUAAUAUAUUUAUCUCUGCCUUGUUGGGUUUUGUAAUAAAAAUGAAAAUUUAAUUGAACUUGCAAUUCACUCUGGUUCUUGUCACUGUUGUUUCGGUUUGUUAUAUUUUUCUACUACCUUUACAAAGGUUUAUUCUCAUUACUGUGGAGCCAUGUUGUUAUGCUUGUAUCAUUGUACUGUUAGGCAUAUAUCAACAAGUUUUAUAAUGCAGAUCUUUUCAGUCUGUAUAUUUUCGCUGUAGAUUAAUACAACUGCUCUUUGCCACAAACCUGAAUUACGUGUCCUUUAAGUUAUAAAGCUCAAAAAUAAAAAC